AUGGUCCUCAAGAAGAUCGGGGAGGAGCUGGAGGAGGAGUUUGCUGCGGUGGUGGACUUCCUCGGGCGGGAGCAGGGCUUGCUUGUCGUCGUGGAAGAUUCCUGCCAUGAGUGCCUGGUGCGCCAGGGCCUGGGCAAGUGGAUCCUGCCCUUCCACCCCAGCGAGGCCUUUGGCCUGCACCGGGCGGUGGACUUCAUCGUCAGCCUGGGGGGCGAUGGCCUGAUUCUGCACGCUGCGCAUCUGUUUGGCACCACCAUCCCGCCUAUCAUCUCCUUCAAGCUGGGCUCCCUGGGGUUCCUCACCUGCCACGACCACCGCGACUAUCGCCGACACUUGCACGACGUCAUCCAUGGCUGCACAGAGCUCACCGAGUGCGGCCCCAUCAAGAACUCGUCGGGCGUGGCGCUGCAGGGCAUCCCCAUCACCCUGCGCAUGCGCCUGACCUGCAGCGUGGACCGCGCGGAUGUCGGCGAGGGGCCGCCCCCCAGCGAAGACUGCGUGGAGGUGCUGAACGAGGUGGUGCUGAGUCGGGGCGCCAACCCCUACCUGUGCAACAUCGAGGUGUAUGAGCGCGACAACUACAUCACCCAGGUCCAGGCGGAUGGGAUCCUGGUGGCCACGCCCACGGGCUCCACCGCCUACUCUGUGGCCGCCGGCGGAUCCAUGGUCCACCCCAACACGCCCGCCAUCCUCUUCACCCCCAUCUGCCCCCACUCGCUCAGUUUCAGGCCCGUGAUCCUGCCAGACUACGCGGUGCUGCGCCUGCGGGUGAGCCCCGACGCGCGCUGCGCGGCGCAGGUGUCCUUUGACGGCAAGCGCGGGACGGAGCUGGCCCCCGGCGACUCGCUGCGGGUGUGCAUGAGUCCCAACCCGGUGCCCACCAUCAACCACGCCGACCAGACCACCGACUGGUUUGGCAGCAUCGAGCGCUGCUUCCACUGGAACGACCGGCUGAGCCAGAAGGGGCUGGCGCAGGCGCAGCCGCCCACCCGGCCCUGA
Auxenochlorella protothecoides is the source of this 999-nucleotide messenger RNA. Its product is annotated as NAD kinase 2, chloroplastic. The record is from RefSeq and is a predicted model, not a curated record. Gene Ontology annotation, biological process: NADP+ biosynthetic process; NAD+ metabolic process. The coding region runs from base 1 to 999 and encodes 332 amino acids. Gene Ontology annotation, molecular function: NAD+ kinase activity. Lineage: Eukaryota; Viridiplantae; Chlorophyta; Trebouxiophyceae; Chlorellales; Chlorellaceae. The transcript has 5 exons.